Molecule: messenger RNA, 765 nt
Organism: Lolium rigidum
Lineage: Eukaryota; Viridiplantae; Streptophyta; Magnoliopsida; Poales; Poaceae
Exons: 1
Coding region: 1-765 (254 amino acids)
Source: RefSeq, a predicted model, not a curated record
AUGGCCACUACAGCACGAGCUAUCCGCCUCGUCGCCUCAAGCACAUCAACCACCCAACGCAGCAUCCUAGCCGCACACCGCCGCCUGCUGUCCAUCACAACGGAAGCCGCCGGCGCCGGCGACCCUGCCGUCCACUCCGGCGAGCCGCCGAGCGACGACUACGCCGACCGCCCCCCGAAGUUCUCCGUCGCCGAGGAAGCCACCAAGGGAUCAGACGACAAGCACACGUCAGCAACGACGCCACGGCCGUCGGAGUCGGCGUCCACCACCACCAAAGAAGAGCGCGUCCCGCCGUUCGGCCCCUCGGGGAAGCUCGGUUCCCAGGAGCUCGCGGACCCGGCGGCAGGCUCGACGUUCACGCAGAAGCGGCGCCGGUCUUCCGCGCCCGCGGGGAGCGACCCUCUCGGCGACGCGACGCCCGGGGACGAGGAGGCGGCGGCGCGCAAGGUGAGGGAGGAGGACCGGGAGUACUACCGGACGCACAAGCCCUCGCCGCUGGCCGAGGUGGAGUUCGCGGACACGAGGAAGCCCCUGGCGCGCCACACGGACGGCGGCGCCGAGGACAGGAUGGAGCACGAUGUGGAGGGCACGAUGGUGAGGGACACGGCCGACGCGUCGCUCGCCCGCGCCGAGGCUAUGUUCCGGGAGGCCGCGUCGCGCGGGAACCCUGCGUGGCCGCACUCCCGCGCGCUCGCCGCCAUGCUGGCACGCCGCCGCGGGGAGGGCGAAGCUGGUGACGGAGGCACCGCGCCGUGGGGAAGCUGA